Syngnathus acus (greater pipefish) is the source of this 2878-nucleotide messenger RNA. RefSeq names its product ankyrin repeat domain-containing protein 13C-like. Gene Ontology annotation, molecular function: protein binding. NCBI's taxonomy places the organism in Eukaryota, Metazoa, Chordata, Actinopteri, Syngnathiformes, Syngnathidae. The transcript is spliced from 13 exons. The record is from RefSeq and is a predicted model, not a curated record. Bases 283 to 1857 code for a protein of 524 amino acids. Gene Ontology annotation, cellular component: cytoplasm.
AUAAGUUGAAGCGGAAGACACUUAGACGAAGUCAUCGACAGCCGCUCGUGUUGUGCUGACAGUAGCGAUGGGUGGAUAACAGCAUUUUUAUUUCUAACACACUUACCACUAAUAAGGACUUAGUGGUCUUUUAUUUUUGUAGCGAAACCCCCCUCUUUAAAGUGUCUUUCAUGUUAUUUUCUUCACAUUGGUUGCUUGAAGACUUCCAGCUGGCGAAUCGCAUCAAUUGGCCCGGAGGGUCCUCGUCGCCCUCUACUCCUUUCACGUCUGCUCUUUAGAAAAAUGACCGGAGAGAAGAUCCGAUCGCUGCGAAAGGAUCACAGACCCAGUCAGGACGAUGACUUGUUGGAACCUGACGAAGAAGCAGCCACCGGAACGUUCACCGCCUGCAAGACAAACAGCCAAAGCAGGGCGAGUCGGAUCUUCAGUAACCACAAGUUGGUCAAGUCAGCGUCCACGCAGCAGCAACAGCAAAAACGGAACCAGCACCUCAACGCCAACAGCACGCUGUUUUCAGCCGAUGUUGUUGACGACAACAACAAAAAUCCCAUCAUCCGAAGUGGACAAGACUUUCCGGUCCACGAAUGUGUGUUCAAAGGCGACGUGCGACGCCUUUCGUCGCUUAUACGGACUCAAAACAUAUCCCAGAAGGACAUCCAUGGAAACACACCUUUGCAUCUGGCUGUCAUGUUGGGGCACAAAGAAUGCGCCCAUUUGUUGCUGGCCCACAAUGCACCAGUGAAGGUGAAGAAUGCUCAAGGAUGGAGCCCCCUUGCAGAGGCUAUUAGUUACGGAGACAGACAGAUGAUAACGGCGCUGCUGAGGAAGUUGAAGCAACAAUCCAGGGAGAGUGUCGAGGAAAAGAGGCCAAAGUUGUUGAAUGCACUGAAAGAGCUUGGAGACUUUUACUUGGAGCUUCAUUGGGACUUCCAAAGUUGGGUGCCUCUGCUCUCCAGAAUUCUUCCUUCGGAUGCAUGUAAGAUCUACAAACAGGGACUCAACAUCAGACUUGACACAACCUUGAUCGACUUUACCGAUAUGAAGUGUCAACGCGGUGACCUGAGUUUCAUCUUCAACGGCAACGCCAUUCCUUCGGAGUCCUUUGUGGUGCUGGACAACGAGCAGAAGGUCUACCAGCGGAUACACCAUGAGGAGUCUGAGACAGAGACGGAGGAGGAAGUGGACAUUCUGAUGAGCAGCGACGUGUACUCGGCCACGCUCUCCACCAAGUCCAUCACCUUCUCUAGAUCACAAACCGGAUGGCUCUUCAGAGAAGACAAGACGGAACGUGUUGGAAACUUUCUGGCCGACUUCUACUCUGUGAACGGCCUGGUGCUUGAGUCCAGGAAGAGGCGGGAGCAUCUGAGCGAGGAGGACAUCUUGAGGAACAAAGCCAUCAUGGAGAGUCUGAGCAAAGGAGGGAACCUCAUUGAUCAAAACUUUGAGCCUGCGAGGAGGCAAUCUCUAACCCCACCUUCACCCUGCACCAUAUCCUGGGAAGAAUACAUCACUGCUGACAAUGGAAAAGCUCCUCAUCUGGGCAGAGAGCUGCUGUGCAAAGAGAGCAAGAAAAACUUCAAGGCCACCAUUGCCAUGAGUCAAGACUUCCCCCUGAGCAUCGACUCGUUAUUGAAUGUUCUAGAGGUGAUUGCACCCUUUAAGCACUUUAAUAAACUCAGGGAGUUUGUUCAGAUGAAGCUCCCUCCAGGUUUUCCUGUCAAGCUCGACAUCCCAGUCUUUCCUACCAUCACAGCCACCGUGACUUUUCAGGAGUUUCGCUAUGACAGCUUUGAUGAAAGCAUUUUUACCAUCCCCGGCGAGUUCAAAGAAGACCCCAGCCGCUUCCCUGACCUUUAACCCACCCUUCAACAGGUUGGUGGCGAGGUGGAUGUUUAUGAUGCAACAUUUCACUACACAAACAUUAACUUCCUCCCUGACACCCUUACGUAGGGUUGCCAACCGUCCCUUGAAAAAUGCAAUCGACAAACAUCCGGUAUACAUGGAAUAUUUUUGGGUUGUAAACAAGUACAAUUUGACAAGUUCAGAUGGCUGACCUCCCCAAUGUUAAAGCAGCAGUAGCUUUGUCCUCAGAUGUGUGAAACAAAGGUUCUGCUGAACUCAUUAAAGGCGAGCUCGUUGUGAGCCUCAAUUAUGGCAUGUCUAGCUCCGAGUUUUACUCUGCAGUAGCCAAAGACAAACCGCUCCUCAUAGUAGUCAAGAUCUCAGGAAAUCUAAAUGGAAAAAAAAUAAGCUGCCUCCACACAAUGUGGCAUUGCGCUGUUCAUAAGUUACACGAUAAAUGUUUUGCUUAUUAUUUAUUUUUAUAUACACUUUUAUACAGUUUUAAGUUAAACAGGAAAGGUUUCUGUUUGAGAGAUAAGUUCAUUUUAAAAUCCAGUCAAUUUCUGAAUAACUUGCAUGCGUUCAUAGCAUUUAAAAAACAUGCAUCUUAUUCACUAUUAAUUUGUUAAAAAAUUGUUUCACCCACAAAAAAUUAGCACAAAAAAAAUCACUUCAGUAAAGGCAAUUAGGUCGGCCGUCCCUGCUGAUGAGGUGUCUCUUGAUUUUUCAGGGAGUGGGCAACCCUACCCUUUCAGUCUCUAACUUCUCCCUAACCUCAACUCAAUGAACAUCUCCACGGCUAGCUGAACAAAAAAAAAAACAAAAAAAGCAGUACAGUAUUUAAAGCCAUUUUUCCACCAAGUGGGACAGGAGGGAUUGAAUGAUAAUUUGACAUCAUUGCAACGUGACACUACUUAUUCAUUUUUUUACAUCUGUACUGUAUUUAACGGUAAUUUCUUCCUGGCACGUGGAAAGCAAGCUUUUUUUUUUUUUUUUUUUUUGUCGGGUGGGCACAAUUUGUUUUCUUAUUCAACCA